Molecule: messenger RNA, 4883 nt
Organism: Melanotaenia boesemani (Boeseman's rainbowfish)
Lineage: Eukaryota; Metazoa; Chordata; Actinopteri; Atheriniformes; Melanotaeniidae
Product: phosphatidylinositol 4-phosphate 5-kinase type-1 alpha-like
Exons: 17
Coding region: 116-1879 (587 amino acids)
Biological process (GO): phosphatidylinositol metabolic process
Molecular function (GO): phosphatidylinositol kinase activity
Source: RefSeq, a predicted model, not a curated record
GAAACCGUACCUCAUCCGUCCACUGGGGGCGCUGCGAUGCUGCUGCGACACGGGCAUCAAAAUUCAGCCGUCUGCACCGUUAUCCGCUAUCUGUGAUGUGAACAGUCCAAACGUAAUGGCGACUGCUGCAGACUCGGGAUCAACAGUCCCGACAGACAUAAGGACUCAGUUCUGGCGGAGAGCAUUGCAGCGAGGGACCAGCAGCAUUCGAAAAAUGGCCCCUUCAGAGACGCCUGGCUCUUCAGGCACAACUCAGAGUAUGAAGAAGACCAUUGGACACCGGGGUGUUGAGACCACCACAGGAGAGACAACAUACAAAAAGACCACAUCAUCUGCCCUAAAAGGUGCAAUCCAAUUGGGCAUUGCUCACACAGUAGGCAGCUUAAGCCAGAAGGCGGAAAGGGAUGUUCUUAUGCAGGACUUUGUGGUGGUCGAAAGCAUCUUCUUCCCCAGUGAAGGCAGUAACCUGACCCCUGCUCAUCACUACAGUGACUUUCGCUUCAAGACUUACGCUCCAAUUGCCUUCCGUUACUUCAGAGAACUGUUUGGCAUCCGGCCAGAUGACUACCUGUAUUCUUUAUGUAAUGAGCCACUGAUUGAGUUAUCAAAUCCCGGAGCCAGCGGAUCCCUCUUUUACGUUUCUAGUGAUGAUGAGUUCAUCAUCAAGACGGUUCAACACAAGGAGGCAGAGUUUCUCCAGAAACUUCUACCUGGUUAUUUCAUGAAUAUAAACCAAAACAAGCGCACCCUGCUACCUAAAUUCUAUGGCCUGUAUUGCGUUCAGGCAGGGGGGAAGAAUAUCCGUAUUGUAGUGAUGAACAAUCUUCUGCCUCGUAUAAUCCAUAUGCACCUCAAAUAUGACCUGAAAGGCUCUACCUACAAGAGACGAGCUUCUCCUAAGGAAAGAGAGAAGGCUGUUCCCAUUUACAAAGACCUGGAUUUUAUCCAGGACAUGCCUGAUGGUUUGCUGCUGGAAGCGGAGAACUAUAAUGCCUUGUCCAAGACUAUUCAGAGAGACUGCUUGCUCUUGCAGAGUUUUAAGAUCAUGGAUUACAGUCUGUUGAUGGGCAUCCACAAUAUGGACCACGCUAAUCGAGAGCGUGGUGGGGUCAGUUCAGGGGAUGGUGUGGUGUCUGAGGGUGCUGUGACUCCAGAUCAACGAAGGCCACAAGCCCAGAAAAGUCUGUACUGUACAGCCAUGGAGUCCAUCCAGGGGGAGGCUCGAGGGAAGGGAGUUUUGGAUUCAGAAGACCACACGGGAGGUAUUCCAGCUCGCAAUUCAAAAGGAGAGAGGUUGCUUAUCUACAUUGGCAUCAUUGACAUUCUGCAGUCUUACAGGUUUAUUAAGAAGUUGGAGCACUCCUGGAAGGCUUUGGUCCAUGAUGGGGACACAGUUUCAGUUCACAGACCUGGCUUCUAUGCAGAGCGCUUCCAGCAGUUCAUGUGCAACACAGUGUUCAAGAAAAUUCCACUGAAACCGUCACCGUCUAAGAAGAGCCGUGGUGGAGGCCAGGGAGGACUAAGGAGAGCCCCUACUUUGGGAGCUCCCACCCCACUCUCCCACACACCAGGACAGUCAGGCGUACAGUCAGGCAGACCAGAUCUGGUUCCGAGGACUCCUCCACCAGCAGAUAACCCUGCAGAUAGUGAGGCCAAUCUCUCCACCUCAUCAGUAGGCAGCACAGGCGUUCCCUCCACCUCGCCUCCCCUGCGGUCAGUUGGAGUGGAAGUGCAUAAAUCAGCAACAACAGAUUAUGACCACGGAGCCUCCCACAGUUUGGGGGCAGAAGGUGCUGCCGAUAAUUCAGGCAACCUGUCUGGAAAUGAAGAUGUUGUUUCCCUCUCUGACAUCAUCCCAGAAACCAACAUCUGUUUUUGAAAAUGAAGAUAAAAAAACAAACCAGUGCCAAGUGCAAAGAAGAUGCUCGUUUGGAUGCUGUGAGUUGGGCAGGAGUCAGGACGAUGGAAAUCAAAAUCAUUUAUCCACCACAGACCUCCUGUUGCACCUCUGCAGUAUAUAUAGGACCUGCUGGAUGAAGCAGUGGGGUGCAAGGGUAAUUUGGGACAAUAAGGAGAUGAGAAGAAGUGGCUCUGCAGGCUUCAGGUUUUCUGAGUCAACAUCACUAUCACUGUGUGCCCAUAUUUAUCUAUAACUGAAGGCUCAUGACCCUGAAGUGGCAGCUUUGUUGCAGUUGUGACACCAUUACUCUGACUGAACACAGAUUUCCUUUUGUGUCUGUUGGCUGCAAUAACUUAAGAAAAUACUGAGUUGUAUGCUGUAAAAAGAAAAAAAAGAGGGUGAGGAUCUAGCCAUCUUGCCCACUUUCCACAGUAUGAAGAUGUGAGUGGGCAGAGACACCCACAACCCACUAUGAGCAUAUGAAGGCCACAGCCUGCAUGGGAGGAGAGAGUGUUGUAUGUUCACAUGCCUUCUAAGUGGAUUCACAUUUUCGUGACUUGCACUUUAGUGCGUUCUUCAUGCUCCUACAUCUCCCUUCUGCAGUCCUUAUCAGCAGGGACACUCAAAUAACAAUAUGUAAUCAAUACAAAUCAUUCAGUCAUAACUUGAUGCUGUCAGCUCUGCAAUCAAAGUAUACUUUUCUCUUCACUUAUUGUGGAUGUGAGGUAUUUUUUUGGAAUCAGAUUUGAAAAAAUGGGUUGAACUAAACCUAUGAGUUAGUUUUGUUUAUGUUUUAAGUUAUUUUGGAAGCCACAGUUGUGCUAUCUAGAUCUCCCACUGCUGAAUGUACAUUGUGUUUUCCUUGCAUCAAAUGUGUCUUAGUAAAGCGACAGCAUAUUUAUACAACCCUGAAGAUCUCCCCCUCUGAUGUGGCCAUAUGUGCUGACGUAUGAAUGAGUACAAAACAAACAGCUGCUCACUGCAUUGUUGAACAGUACAUGCUGUUAAAUGAAGUGUUAACUUAAUGGACUAGUAAUGAUUUCCAGUUAACAUCUGUGGUCUGUCAUGUCUGUGCCUUUUACAUGUUUGUCUCUACCCUAACGUGUAUUAUAUAACUAACAUUUUUAAAGGUUAGUGCUCUGGUCACACAUGGAAACCUGCCUUAUCACUACAUCUGAUGUAAUCGUACUGCCAUUUGUGUGUCUGAACAUUCUAGUCAGUGGUGAGGGUUUCAUUUUGUUUUAAAUUUUCAUGCAAACACUAGCACAAUCACAUCUUUUUUGCCACAUAUUCAGUCAUCACUGAUCAUGUUUGAUCAUCAUUAUCACCCAUCAACUCACCUGAUCAUUUUCAUCCUCACGUCUGAUAUUAAGGAUGAUUUCUUGUUCAUUUCUGCUGGUUACAGAAAUGACAUCUGCCCACAUCCAUCCUUGGACCAAUAUCACUAGAUAUGUGUGUGAGAGUUUUGUAAAUAUAUUUUUUUUUACUUCUUGUGUUGUUCUGCAUUUUUGUGAUUGUGCUAAUUUUAUUAAUUAGGUUCUGAAACAAGCCACUGAGGUGGCACGUAGAAGGUUUUUAUCUUAUGAUAGAUUUCUGAUACUGAAUUAUGAAUCACUACUUGGUGACUGUAGCUAAUUUUGACAUCUCAUUAUGGAAGUAUUACUGUUACAGUAUUUAAGAACAUGUGGUCUAUGCAGCAGAGAGGGAGCAGGGGGACGUGAGUUUUCGAUAUAAAAAGGUCAAUUUUCUUCCAGAAUGCACAAUUGAGAAUUUAGGAUUGAGUGUUUUUAUAUGGCAAUUCAUGGCACCAAAGAGAAGAGCAGCGUAGAUAGUUGAAGAGGUCCUGUCCAGUAUGUUUAAUAUGAAAGUGAUAUGAGAUGUGUUCUGUGUGGCGAUAACACUGGCUCGACCUGUGUUUUAAGGAUCUUUAAACUGGAUAGGUUCUUUUAUUGGUUUUGUUUCUUUUGCUGAAAAUUUUAUUGUAUGAAAGGCUGUAUCUGUCUUAAAACCAGCCCAUUUUGUGAUUUUAUCUUCAACAAAUCAAGUGAUCUACUUCAUAGUCUGAGACAUUUCAAGAUUUCACUGUGCUUUCCUGUUAAAUGUUUAUUUACUACAAUUGUGGUAGUGCUUAGAACCUCCUAUUUACCACUUUUAUGUUGUAGGGAUGUUGUUUGUAGUUUUUCUGGUAGUAUGCUAAAAUGUUGGACAUAAUUUCAAACCCAUCCGUUUAUAACCAUAAUUUAAUUGAAAGUCAGUCACCAAAGAAACAGUCCCAACAGUCUUGUUCUGAUAAGAAAAAAAUAAUAAUCAUGAUUAUAUUUUGUAUUGCCUUGAGUUUAAUAUUUUAUUUAAACUUCUUGAAAUGUUUAGUGCUGGUUAGUUGAUAGUCUGUCUUUGCUUUUUUUUUUUUUUUUUACAAUAUUGUGGCACAAUAAAACAUCCAUUGGUGCAUAAAGAGCUACAGCAGGCAGUUUGUAAACACUACAGUGAAUUUAAAGCAAUGCAAUAUGAACCACAGUUUGCCACAUUCAGAUGUAUAUUUAUUAAUGACUGAUUGCUGUAGGUUCAGUUGAAAAAAAAGUUUUAUGUACUUGAGAUGAUUGUAAGUAAACUGUAUACUGACAGAAGGAUGUCUGAAACUUUAUAGCUUGUAUUGCUCAUAAAGGGAGAAUGACAAUUUCACCUUUUUAACUUUCAUGUCUAGAUUGUAAUAUUAUAUAUUCUCUGCAUUGUUCUGGAUUGUUAAUCUCCUAUUCUUUUUCUACACGAAUGUUUCACAUGGCUUAUGAGCCAAUGUUGCUGGUUGUCCUUUGCUUCAAUUAUUAUAUUUUUACUGUGUAUAAAAUGUGUAUAUGUACAUAUGAGUCACGGAAAUGCCUUCUCAUGCAACAUGUGCUGCCUGUUCCUCCUGCCAUGUUUCAGUUAUGUGGUAGUGAUGUUUUCAUGUUUGAAUUUAAAGGAUUAAACAUAUUUUCUAAAUCUU